GGGCAGUGGUUCCCCACUAGGAGGCGCUCGCGCUCCUCUUCUUCCCUGGGGGCAGCGGUUCGUCCCGCUGCCUGCGUUCCCUUUCUGCUCUAAGGGCAGUGGUUCCCCCACUAGGGGGCGCUCGCGCUCCUCUUCUUCCCUGGGGGCAGCGGUUCGCUCCGCUGCCUGCGCUCCCUUUGUCCUCUGAGGGCAGUGGUUCCCCCACUAGGGGGCGCUCGCGCUCCUCUUCCUCCCCAGGGGCAGAGGUUCUCCCGGCCGUUGUAAGGUUCCAGUUAGUAACGGCCCUGUGACUGAGGCGGUGCCAGCAUCCUAGGAGAAGGGGGGCCGUUGCGAGAACUUAGGAACCGAAGCCUGCGCCCACUUGCCCUCGUUCUCCCUUCCCGCACACAUCGCUCGGCCCGGGGCGCCCCAGUUGCGGGGGAGGAGAAGGCGGCGGCGAAGGAAAGGACCAAAAAAGAUGCUGACCGCGGUGGUGGGAGUGAUCCUCGGCAAGGUGAAGGCAUACCUGCGCACCAAGGAGUUUAAGGACUACGUGACGAGCACGCAUUUCUGGGGCCCCGCGGCGAACUGGGGCCUGCCGCUGGCCGCCUUGAAAGACAUGAGGGCGUCGCCCGAGAUCAUCAGCGGCCGCAUGACGGUGGCUCUCAUGUGCUACUCGCUGGCCUUCAUGCGCUUCGCCUACCGCGUGCAGCCCCGGAACUGGCUGCUGCUGGCGUGCCACUCCACCAACGUGCUGGCGCAGAGCAUGCAGGCGCGGCGCUACGUGCGCCACCACCGCGGCCAGCCCGCCGCCGUCCCCUUCCUCGCCCACAAGUAGGCCUGGCCGGCGUCGCGGGCGCAGUGGCCGCCUGGGCGCGCGCCUCCCGCGAAAGGGGAUUUGUUUUUGAAGCUGUCACGUCCUGCUGAAUCACACCCCGCCCUGUUUGCUUUUUUAGUGUUUUUUUUAAGACUAGAAAUUUGUGUGGGACUGACUUUGCAAAACACCCCCUCUAAAAAAAGAACCCAAACUCACUCCUGAGAAUCUCUUUUGUUUCCCCAGGAGGUUUUUUUCUUUCAUUCUCAGUCCUAAGCACGUUAUUAGUUAAUUAAAAAGAAAGAAAGAAAAAAGAAAAGCUAAAUCGAGUCCUGG
Molecule: messenger RNA, 1129 nt
Organism: Sarcophilus harrisii (Tasmanian devil)
Lineage: Eukaryota; Metazoa; Chordata; Mammalia; Dasyuromorphia; Dasyuridae
Gene: MPC1L
Product: mitochondrial pyruvate carrier 1 like
Exons: 1
Coding region: 458-817 (119 amino acids)
Biological process (GO): pyruvate import into mitochondria
Cellular component (GO): mitochondrial inner membrane
Source: RefSeq, a predicted model, not a curated record